Molecule: messenger RNA, 861 nt
Organism: Ciona intestinalis (vase tunicate)
Lineage: Eukaryota; Metazoa; Chordata; Ascidiacea; Phlebobranchia; Cionidae
Product: protein N-terminal glutamine amidohydrolase
Cellular component (GO): cytosol; nucleus
Molecular function (GO): protein-N-terminal asparagine amidohydrolase activity; protein-N-terminal glutamine amidohydrolase activity
Source: RefSeq, a predicted model, not a curated record
UACUCUCCCCUUGUGGAGAAUGUUUAAUUUCUGUUCGGUUUUCGUUAGUUUUUUUGCAGAACGUGAGAUUAAAGUUCGUUGCCAUUUUAUCAUUUUUUUGUUUGGUGUGUGAUUCAAUUUAUGGCUGAAUCUAUUUUACUUCAAUUAAAAAGGGAAGAUUGUGUAUAUACGAAGUGUUACUGUGAAGAAAAUAUCUGGAAACUAUGUGAUUCUAUAAGAAAAUCCAAUUUAGAAGUUUUACCGCAUUUAUCAGUUGUGUUUAUUUCUAACAAAACUAGAAGUAUACCAAUUUGGAAGCAGAGAUCUGCAAAGUCAGAAGAACUGCCCGUUAUAUGGGAUUAUCAUGUAAUAUUGCUUUAUCUUGACCAAAACUGCAGCAAACAUAUGAUCUUUGAUUUAGACAGCAGUCUUGCAUUUCCAACAGAAGCCUUGGAAUAUUGCAGUAAAGCAUUCUGCCCACAAAUCCUGCUUAAAAUUCAAUAUCAACAAUUCUUCAAGGUGAUACCUGCAGAUGAAUACUUGAAAAACUUUGCUUCAGAUCGUUCCCAUAUGAUGCUGGAAGACAAUAAAUGGAGUUCCGAUCCUCCAGAUUAUCCUCCAAUCUCAACAGAAUCUUCUAGCAUGAAUCUUGAUGACUUUAUCUCUAUGGAUUUUGAGACAAAUAAAUUUGGAGCUAUUUAUUCACUCAGUGAAUUUAUGAAAAUAGUUUAACUUAACAAAUCUGUCGUGUUAAUAAAAUAAUUACUAGAAGUAAUAAAAUACUGCUUAUAAGUAAAAAAGUAUCAUUUAAUGUAAAGUUGGUUUUCUUUUUAUUUGUAUUAGAUUUUGACUGUUUUUUUUUAUUAAAUGUAUGAUUUGUAG